Ilex paraguariensis (yerba mate) is the source of this 1646-nucleotide messenger RNA. The record is from the annotation of a GenBank genome assembly. NCBI's taxonomy places the organism in Eukaryota, Viridiplantae, Streptophyta, Magnoliopsida, Aquifoliales, Aquifoliaceae.
GGUGGAACAACAUACAUAGAAAGAGAAUGUGGGGUACGAGCAAGAACUCUCAAUCUCGUGAAAAGUUCCCAUGCCUAGACUCAGAUUUUUUGCCUCAUCGCACCCAAGUAGCAAGCGAAACGACGCAAUGGGUGGGCUGUGAUCUUUGUGUAGAGGAAAACAAGAUUUGUAAGUGCAAUGACAAAGAUGUUGAGCACCAUGACCAUGAAAAACCCAAUGGUUCUUUCAUUCAUGCAGUCAUCAACAUGAUUGGAAUGCUUAUAGGUUUAGGACAACUAUCAACUCCAUAUGCUCUAGAAAAAGGAGGGUGGGCUUCCUCUUUCCUCCUCAUAGGGAUUGGAGUGAUUUGUGCUUAUGCUUCACAUCUUCUUGGAAAAUGCCUAGACAAGAACCCCAAGUCAAGAAACUACAGAGACAUUGGACAGCACGCGUUCGGAAAGAAAGGAAGAAUCCUAGCUGCGACAUUCAUAUAUCUUGAAAUCUUCAUGGCCCUUGUUUCCUACACGAUCUCUCUGCAUGACAACUUAUCCACAGUGUUUUCGGCGGCUCGGGUUUCUUUGAAUUGGACUCAUUUCUUAUCUUCAUCUCAGCUUCUAACUGUGAUGGCCGUCUUGGUUGCACUUCCUAGUCUGUGGCUGAGAGAUCUUUCUUCAAUUUCUUUCCUUUCAACUGGUGGAAUUAUCAUGUCACUUGUGAUUUUUAUAACAGUGGCAUGUACAGCCAUUUUCGGAGGCUUAAGAACUAAUCAGAGGAUUCCAGUCCUUAACAUAAGUAAAAUUCCUGCUGUUUCUGGGCUUUUUCUCUUCGGCUAUGCUGGGCAUAUUGUGUUUCCUGAGAUACAUAAAUCCAUGCAAGAUCCUUCCAAGUUCACAAAGGUAUCUAUUGUUAGCUUCUCUCUAGUCACAAUGCUCUACACAGCUCUAGCAUUCAUGGGUGCCAAAAUGUUUGGACCAGAAGUAAAUUCCCAAAUAACCCUCAGCAUGCCUCCAAAUCUAAUUUUUUCCAAAAUUGCAUUAUGGGCCACAGUACUUACACCAAUGACAAAAUAUGCCCUGGAGUUUGCACCAUUUGCAAUGCUGCUUGAGCACAGCCUUCCUCCUUCAAUGAAACCCAGUACCAAGAUGAUCAUAAGAGGUUCUGUGGGUUCAUUUCUUCUCCUUGCAAUACUAGCCCUAGCUCUUUCUGUGCCCUACUUUGAGUAUGUUCUCAGCCUCACUGGCUCACUUGUGAGUGUGGGAAUUGGCAUUAUUUUCCCUUGUGCUUUCUACACCAAGAUUUUUUGGACUCAGCUAUCAAAACCCCUUGUAGUUCUCAACCUUUUCCUCGUUGCGUUCGGGUUGGUUCUCGGGAUAAGUGGAACCAUUUCGUCUUUCAAGUUGCUUGUGCAUAGAGCUCAUUCAACUUGAACAGAUAUCUGAUCAGCAGUAUAUGCUAGCCAGAUUUUUAGAGCUUGGUUUGCCUAACAUGAAGGACUUGUUCACUAGCCACUACUAAUAAUCAAAAAAGUUCAUAGUGAGUUCGGUCUAUAAAAGUGUUAGGUGUAUUUCAGAACUAUUUUGGAUGUACCAUCAAUCUUACACUAAUGAAAGAGUUGUAGUUGUCUUGUAUAAUUUCGAUCUUUUGGUAUACGAAUAAAUGAAGGUACU